ACGCCCCGGCUCUGCUUCCUUCCGACUCUGAGCCCGAAAGAAAGCUCUCCUCUUUCCCCACCCACCGGUCUCCUCCCACCUGAACCCCCAUUAACUCCUCGGCCCCGGAGAAGAGAUCCCCCGUCCAUCCAUCCGCCAUGUCCGUCACGCGGGUUCUCGCCCUGCUGGCGGCGGCGGCGCUGCUGGCCGCGGCGCCGGCGAGCGUGGGCGCGGCGGGGGCGUGCACGGCGGAGAGGUUCUCCAAGAACCGCGUGUACGCGGCCUGCACCGACCUGCCUACCCUGGGCGCGUCCGUGCACUGGACCUACGACCCGGCGGCGUCCUCCCUCUCCGUGGCCUUCGUCGCCGCGCCGCCCUCGGCCGGCGGCUGGGUCGCCUGGGGGCUCAACCCCACCGGCGACGGCAUGAGCGGCACCCAGGCGCUCGUCGCCGCACCCAAGGGCGGCGCGUACGGCGUGGAGACGUACGCCAUCCAGGGAACGUCCCUCGGAUCGCCGGGGAGCAUCGCCUACAAGACGACCGACCUCGCCGCCGAGGUCGGCGCUGACGGCCGCGUCCAGAUGUUCGGGAAGCUCGCGCUCCAGAACGGCACCGGGGAGGUGAACCAGGUUUGGCAGGUCGGGCAGGUGUCCGGCGGGAGCAUCGGCAUACACGCAAUGGCCGCUGCCAACAUGGGCGCCAAGGGGAAGCUCAACCUCAUCACGGGGGCGACCACCGCCGUCAGCGGAGGCAGCAUCCUCAGGAAGAAAAAUACCCAUGGAAUUCUGAAUGCUGUGAGUUGGGGGAUUCUACUGCCAAUGGGAGGCAUAGUUGCUAGAUAUCUCAAGACAUUCAAAUCAGCCGACCCUGCUUGGUUCUACCUUCACGUUGCUUGCCAGCUGAUAGGGUAUGGUGUGGGAGUAUCCGGCUGGGCCACCGGUAUUCAUCUAGGAAAUCUGUCCAAGGGAAUCACCUACUCGCUUCACAGGAACAUUGGGAUCGCUGUAUUUGCUCUUGGUACCGUUCAGAUCUUUGCGUUGUUCCUGAGGCCCAAGAAGGAUCACAAGCUGCGGGUGUACUGGAACGUGUACCACCACUCGGUGGGCUACACCAUCAUCAUCCUGGGCAUCGUCAACAUCUUCAAGGGCAUGAGCAUCCUGAACGUGGAGCAGAAGUGGAAGACGGGGUACAUCAUCGCAAUCGGCAUCCUGGGCGGUGUGGCCGUGGUGCUGGAGGUGAUCACCUGGAGCAUCGUGUUGAAGAGGAGGAAGACGGAGGACAAGGCCUACAACGGCGGCGCCUCCAACAACAACGGCCACCUGCCGCUCUCUAUGUGAUGUGAUUCUUUCCCGGUGACGGGCCAGAAUCUAUGAUUGUCUUGGUGGUUGUGUUGAGCUGCGCGUGAGCAUGGAUGGGCAGAUGUGUAGGUUAGGGUCUUGGUGGCCUUCUCGGUCUCUCUGUUUCUUUUUGUAUGAUUAUUACGAUAGAUGUGUGUAUAGUAAUACUGCACAUUAUAUUGAUUACACCAGAGAUGAGAGAGAGAUGCUGGUCGAUGGAUAGUUGGGUA
Molecule: messenger RNA, 1546 nt
Organism: Hordeum vulgare subsp. vulgare (domesticated barley)
Lineage: Eukaryota; Viridiplantae; Streptophyta; Magnoliopsida; Poales; Poaceae
Product: cytochrome b561 and DOMON domain-containing protein At4g12980-like
Exons: 3
Coding region: 138-1316 (392 amino acids)
Source: RefSeq, a predicted model, not a curated record